GUUCUGCUUAAAAUCUAUUAAUAUUUUAAUUUUUGAACUGACUUGUUUACUGUGUAUUUUAAAAAUUGAAAUUGACAACCUGUGUGUCCGAAGUCAUUUGCUUCAGAAUGGGGUAUGAAAAGGUUUGCGGUAUUGCUUGAGCAACUGAUAUGGUCAGUGUUGCAAGAGAGGAAGAACACAGGUAUUAACAGUUCACAAGUUCUUCUACUUCAUUCCUGACCAUUUGGGCAUAUUGGAAAAUCUUAAACACAAUGUAUUUAUUCAUUGAAGUAAAGCUAAAAUAAGUCUUGGGGAUUGCUGACAGUAUGAUGGAGGGAAGUGCUGCAGUUUAAGAAUAUUCUUUAGCAGAAUUACCUGAAGGAAAACUUGCAUAGCUAUAUCUUGUGCCUCAGGCUGCAGCCUUAUUUUCAAGCAUUACCACUAAUAUUUUUAAAUUUGUGCAUGCUUUCUUAGGAGUCCCAUUGAAUUAAUUGGGUCUUUCUUCCAAGAUGACUUUAGGUUCAUAGACCUUGAUAGCUGCAUCCUCAGAACUGUGUCUACCCCACAGAAAUCUGGUGCCUGACAAAGUGGAAAUUCUGCUGCCAUGAGCCCUCCAGCUGCGAAUCCCAAGAUUCUGUAUCGGAAUUCCCGCCUUCUCCGUAUGGUGUUCCUUCAGCUCCAUCGGCAACAGAGAGCUGACUUAUUUUGUGAUGUUGUCCUACAAGCAGAAGGGGAAGCUGUUCCAGCUCACUGUUGCAUUCUAUCAGCCUGCAGCCCUUUCUUCACAGAGCGUUUGGAGCGAGAAAUGCCCCCCAAAGGACACAAGGUGGUGCUAGAGAUCCGGGGGCUGAAAAUUGGGACUUUACGUAAGCUGGUGGAUUUCCUCUACACCUCUGAGAUGGAGGUGUCCCGGGAAGAAGCCCAGGAUGUUCUUGCAGCUGCACGGCAGCUUCAGGUGUCAGAGCUGGAGUCACUUCAUCUAGAGGGAGGAAAGUUGGUCAAAAAAUCCCUGGGCCCUAGAUUAAAUCGGGAUUGCCUACAGCUAUCUAGUCCAUUAUCCAUCCCAGAGUUAACGCUGUUGCAGUCUCCCCCUGCCUGCAGUGGUAGCUCUUUGACGUCAUGGCUGUCUUCAAAUAUGCAGCACACUGUAGUGAAUGUUCCAUGCACCAAGGAAAUGGAUAACAAUAACAGCAUUGUCCAGAAAGCUGUCAAGAAGGAAAAACCAGAAGCAUUGAUGAGUGUGAAUGAAGACCAGAUGCCUAAAGAUCCAGCAGUUACUGCCGAGCCCCUUAGAACUAAAGUUAAAAAACGUCUUACAGGCAUGGGAAAGAAUAUAUUAGGCAAUAAUGAGCAUGACAGUUUGCGGACACAGGAUGGGCCUGGCGAUAGCCAAACUACAACCAGCUUGCAAGAGUCAAAAAAGAUUAAGCUCAGUCGCUCAAAGCUCCCCUCAUCACCUUUGCCUGUACCAUGUGCCAUCAAAGACUCUAGCACUGUGGAAUCCAGCAAACCCUCAAGGUCCAGCAGACGUCACUGGAGGCAGAAAAGUCUUCCGAUCAAAGAUGAGCAGAAAGAAGCAGAAGAUAGCCAUUUGUAUGGUUUCUGGAGCCCGCCUCUACCUCCAGAGGCUGCUAAGAGCAGAAAGCGCAACGCCAGUGAACCUUGCGUUAGCUGUCCCCAAAAUGCAGGGCAGAUUGGCCGGGUAAGGCUCAGAAAAGUUAUCAAUGGCAGCUGCUGGGAGGUGGUGCAGGAAUCUCCCUCAGCUCAGGCCACCAGGCCAGCAAACUCUAUGUGUGCUCUGAAAGAGGAGGGCUCUCGAUCUCCGCCCAGGUAUCCUGAGCUGGCAGGAGUAGAUGCACAACAGUCAGUCACCUCAACUAGAGGGCUGCCCACAAAAAUGGAAAGUCCACCUGUUAAUGAGAAGAACCUGGGAGAACAAGCUGAGAACAAGGUAUCCUUGGAAGAUGGAGACCCUUAUAAAUUGGAUCUGUUUCUGCUAGACCAUCUGACUGAGGAUGUGCAGUAUGACAAGCUGGUUUCAGCUGGUGAGUUGGAACACAUGCUUGAUAUGUUUUUGGCAGAUGAUGGUGAUGCUGUCGAGGAGCCUCAAGAGGCCACUAUUCCAGAAGGCAUGAAUAUUUUAUGGCCUGCACCAGGAGCAAAUGAGAUUCCACUAGAAUGUGCUGAAAUUGAAAGAAAAGAUAUGUGCUCUCCAGAAGUCUCUGACUGUCCUCCGUGGGUCAAGACCAAAAACAGUCUCCUUAAAGGGGAACUGGAGGCUGUUGACAUGAAGAUCAGCCGAGAAACUCAUGGCUCAGCAAAUGGGAGACCCUUGCUAGACCCUGUUCCCAGCUACUUUCCAUUUGUGAAGUCUGAAACCAGCAGUGACUGUUUCACCUGGUACAAACCAGCUUCUCCCCAACUGGAUGAUUGGACAGUUCAGCAUCAACUGUCCCUGUCAGAGAAUAUGCCUGCAAACCUUGGUGAUCCUUUGCCCGUCACUUUGGCAGACAAUGAAAACCGGGGUUUUUUGUCCUAUGAAGUGGGUAUCUCUGGUGUCGAAACACAGCUCCAUGCUCAGACAUUGCAGAAGAGCCCUUUGCAGCACCACUUGGGCUAUAAGGUGCCUCCAUGCUUGGAAGAGGAAGAGAUAGAUGUUGGUGGGGUAGACGAACUCUUGGUUAGCAUCGAAUGCGUCAGGCCAGAUCCCUCUCCGGUGUCCGAAACCGAGGUGGAUGUUGUGAACUAGUGAAUGCAGACCAUGGGAAAGAGUUGCCUUGACUACCCAGGGGCUGUGAGGGGUCAGGCCUGAUGUCAAAGGUCUGCUGGUCAGGCUGAGAAGGGCCCACUGCUACCCUGCUCACCUCGGUGCCAAUAGGAUCCCAUCGGGCAUUGUUGCUGCUACUUGCUGCCAUUCCCAUUGGCUCAUUAUCCCUCUCCCUGGAUGCAUUUAUCCUGGAGGCAACAGCACUUGUGGUUAAAGGGGAGCCUCAAGCCUUUGGUGGGCAGCCGCUAUGCCAAGUCUCCCAAAAUGCAAAGUAUGUGGGGACCUUGGGGGACAUUCAGCGUUGUGACUGCCUGCUGCAGGCCAAAACUGAACUGAGACUUGGCUGAGACAUCUUCCCAACUGAAAGCGGGAAGCCUGCAUCUAGGGAAAUGGGGAUGACUGUGUGACACAGUAAGCAGCAACGCCACGCCUCAUCCCCGUCACCUUUCUCUUGGGACCAUCUGGACUGUUGGACUCCCUUGGUGUGGUGGUAAUGGUGAGCUGCAGUGCACCCUUUAACUUGGCUCUCUCCCCUGGUUUUGCUUUCUUGCUUGCCCAGUGCAGUGCACUUCUGAUUUCAGCCUGCCAUGGCCUCUCUCCCACACAUGACCACCCCCUCCCUCAUGGACACAAGUGACGAUGUCAGCCUUCCUGUGACGCCUGCCAGGACAGAGAACUCAGCUGCUGAACUGAGCCUCCCCAUUGCCAGGCUGCCCUGCUUGAAAAGGUGGAGAAGAAAAAACGUAACACACACUGCCAUGAGAGGAGAGGAGGGUGCCUCAAAGUAGGGGCAGCAUCACCAUGUCAAGGUCUCAUAAAAGUCUGGCCCUGUGUGGGAUAGACUUCAGUGCCACACUUAAAAUCCUUGAUGGGGCUGCGCUAAACAAAUACUGUACAUUAGUAGUAUCUUACAGUGCUUUUGGAGUGCUGAGGGGAAAGUGCGCCCCCCCCCCCGGGAAUUCCAUCAUCACCCCCUCAGCCUUAUCUAAUCAUGACUGUUACGUUUGUAACUCUGUUUUCUGUACAGUGCAGGCUGGCAGGAUUCCUGGUCUGCUUUAUAGGAUAGGUAGAAGCUAGAAACUAAAAAACUGAAACAUCUAGCAGUGGUUCUGUCAAAAAGUAAGGAAAUGUUAAUGGUGGAGAAAGUCCUUCUCAUGCACUAAAACUGCACAUGAGCACAGUCUGUUUCAGUUCUAUUUAUAGCAGGAGGGCCACCAGUUUCCCCCCCCCCCACCCCCAAUAAUGAAGGAGGGUAUAGCUGCCCCAAGGUGAACAAAAAGGGCUUUCUAAAUACACAGGAAGUGUGGCACUCACAAUUCAGUGAACAAAGUCAGUUGUGCAUUCUAGGGUAACCUGAGAGUGACUGUGUUCUCAGUGACUCAAACUUAUAGUUUGUUUGUGGCUUUAAUUUUAAUUUUUAAUGGUAGGCAGCUAAAGCAACUUUUAGGCCUUGCUCCCUGCCCCACCCUCUUAAAACCCAAUCUGGUGAACAGUUACACCGAGCAGCACAACUUGGGAGUAGAAGGGAAUUUACAACACUGGAGAAGACAUGGGUGGUGGCCUACUGUUCCCACCAGCUGUGUGCACACAUCAAACACUUUAUCACAAAGGUCACACAGGAGCUAGAAACAGCAGCAUGACUUUUGCUGAUGCCUCUCACUGCAUCUGCUGUGCUUUUGAGUGGGUGCUCUUUGGGCUGCACUGCAAAAGCUCGGGGCAUUUAUUGGAGCAGCUGCCUGGAAAUGUUAAAAGCCCCUUCAAGGCUGUCUUUUCACUACUUCUGGUAGGACCGACCACUUUCACUGGCUAUUAAUGCUGGCUAACCGUCUGUGGAAGCUGAUUUAGUAAACAGUUACAUGCCCUGCUGAUUUUAUUUUAUUUUGUACAGAGAUGGCUCUCCAAAGUCUAAUAACAGGUUAAAUCACUUGUUUUACAUUCAAACCAUUUCCCUUGUUUACAGCUUAUUCAAGGAGAGGUGUAUUCAAGUGCAGUGACCCAUGCCUCCAUGACGCUGUGCCAACUACUUCCUUUUGAUAGCCCAAAGCUCUCAUUGUACAGAAAACAAUCUGAAGAGUAGAUGGCACAAAGGCCAUAAGAAAUGUUGAGUUGUGACUUUGUUCAAUUAAAGUUCCUAUAUCCCC
Molecule: messenger RNA, 4887 nt
Organism: Podarcis muralis (Common wall lizard)
Lineage: Eukaryota; Metazoa; Chordata; Lepidosauria; Squamata; Lacertidae
Gene: BTBD18
Product: BTB domain containing 18
Biological process (GO): positive regulation of transcription elongation by RNA polymerase II
Molecular function (GO): protein binding
Source: RefSeq, a predicted model, not a curated record